Filobasidium floriforme is the source of this 587-nucleotide messenger RNA. RefSeq lists its product as uncharacterized. The transcript has 5 exons. The coding region runs from base 30 to 587 and encodes 185 amino acids. Lineage: Eukaryota; Fungi; Basidiomycota; Tremellomycetes; Filobasidiales; Filobasidiaceae. The record is from RefSeq and is a predicted model, not a curated record.
GGCCGACCAAUCAAUCGUACUACGUCACAAUGCACCGCCUGAAUUUCGUAACCUACUUGGCAUUAGCGAGCCUGGCUUUGUAUGCGCGGUCUGCUCAAGCCGUCAUUUCCAUUUUGACUCCUGCCUCCAACACUAUCUGGUACAAGAAUAAUACAGUCGUGACUACGUGGUCGGCUGGUCCGGAUGACCCAACAUCCUUUCGGAUUAUCGUUCAGCAACCUGAUGGAAACAAUGCGACAUUGGCUGAUACGGUGCCCACUUCCCUCCAGGCUUUGACCUUGCUGCUACCGCAACUUGCGAACGGAGGAGGAUAUCAGAUCCGCUACGUCAAUACGACAGAUAUCAACGAGAUAUUCGCUGAGAGCCAACCCUUUGAGAUUGCGCAAGGGGCCGCUUCGGCUACCGUUUCAUCUACCGUCGCCAUUCCUGGACCCUACACCCCUUUCCCCACAAGUGCCACCCCGGCAGCGACUGACGGAACUCCGUCGACUCGAGACAACGGAGGAGGGGACGCUCUUCUUCCGCUGUCCGGAGGCAUGACCUUGAGAGGCUUUGUGGGACUCGCAGUCGUAAUGGCCUGGAUCUAG